AUGGCCCUCAACGCCCUUCCACAGACUCCUGUUCGACGUUCAAAGCGUUUCCAACCUUUAGCCACUCCUUUCUUGAAGCAAGCAGCGCCAGCAGGGCUCGAAUGCUCUUGGGAUGGGGAACCAAUCUUUACUCGGCCGUGCAACCCAGAUUUAGACCUCAUGCAAGAGGACCUUGACGCCAGAGAAGACGUACAUGGAGAAGAUGCAGAGGCUGAAGAAGACAAUGGAGAAGGAAGCAGCAGAAGGGGGAAGAAGGGGGAGGAGACUGUGUUCUACGCGUCGUUCACCAUGAAGAAGCAGCGGCCAAGGCAGCGCGGACGUGGGGAUAAUUCAGCUAGGGACGCUGCGCAGGUCUACCGUCCAGGCGACACAAUCCUUGUAGAGACCGACGUUCUGUACCGACAGAAGCGGCCGCCCAGUAUUGCAGUGAUUAUGUCGAUGUGGGAGGUGAAGAAAGCAGGUGAAGAGGUUAGCGGAGAUCCUGCUCGAAUGAGGCUGAGGGUGCACUGGUUCCUGCGGCCUGGAGAGUUGCCUGCUAUCAGGCAGAAACGAGACCAUGUGGAGAACGAGAUUUACUACUCCCUCCAUUCGACGGACAUCCUAGUUCCCACUGUUAUCGUUUCGCGUUGCUCAGUCUCCAGCCAUACUGCACACAUUCAGAAGACCGUCAAAGCCACAGGUCGCUCAAGAGGCUACCAAGAAAUUGACGAUUCAGAAACGGGAGAGCAAAAGUUCUUCUGCCGCUUUGCAAUUAACUCACAGAGGGGUCUCUACUACGAAUGGAACUGGGAUGACCACCAUGACAGGGCCAUGAAAACUGUUCUAGCGGUGCCAGACGACGAAUCUUCGGAAAGAAACACGUGGGGGCAGGGACUUGAAUGGAACGUUGACACCACAGAGCCCAGGAAACCCAAGCCUAAACCGACGACGAAAGGCCAACCUCCACGGAAGCGUGUCAAGCUAGAAACUGAAGAGCAGGAACAGGAGGCAAGCGGUGACGAAGACUCUGGCUCCGAGGCUGACAUUGACUCCGACGGAGAAGAGGAUGAUGAAGAAUUUGACGACGUAGUGGAGGAAGGCGAAGAAGAGGAAGGUAGUGAAGAGGAAGAGGAUGAAGAGGACAACGACUUUGGAAACCCAAAGACGCCAUCCCGGCGAAAACGCAAACGAGGCCAGAGUUCAACGCAGCCAAAGACCCCUCGUAAAUCGCGCAAAAAUAUCGCUCAACCCACCCCUCACUCCAAAGCAGCCCUGCGGAAGAGGAGACGUCUUAGGGACAGCGCAGCCGACGUCAACUCGUCGCCCAGGAAGAGGUUACCCCUCCGCCCUCCAACGACCCUGCCAUCCAAGUCCGACUUGAGUCACCUUCCUCAGGAUCCCUGGCGCAGGGCGAUGCAUGUAUUACAUGUCGGUAACCGUCCCGAUGCCCUUCCAUGUCGAGAAGACGAAUACGCGAGGGUGCUUCAGUGCGUGGGUGAUCUCUUGGAGGAGGGCAGCGGGGGAUGUGUUUAUAUUUCCGGCGUUCCUGGAACAGGAAAGACCGCCACAGUGCAUACAGUGGUCCGCGAAUUGAAGCGCAUGGCUGAAGCCAAUGAAAUUAACCCGUUCACCUACGUCGAGAUUAACGGCCUGCGGAUCCCAGAACCCUCUGUCGCCUACACCCUACUAUGGGAGGCGAUACAUGCUCCAUCCGGAGAAACGGGGAUGCGUAUAAGCGCUAAAGAAAGUCUGAAGGCCCUCACACACCACUUCAACGGACGCUCUCGGGGACCUGCGGCCCAUGCCUACGUUGUUUUGAUGGAUGAACUCGACCAGCUUGUAACAGCAAAACAAGACGUGAUCUACAACUUCUUCAACUGGCCCACCCUAGCUGGAAGCAACCUGGUGGUGAUUGCCGUCGCCAAUACCAUGGACCUUCCGGAGCGUGUCAUGACCGGUCGCGUUCGAAGUCGGCUGGGUAUGACCCGAAUCAACUUCCAGCCUUACACCACUCAACAGUUAUCGGAGAUUGUUCGAGCACGGCUGGAGAGUGCUAAAGAAGGAUUAAAGGAAGAUGCUGCUUCACAGGUUGUGUUGACUGAGGACGCCAUCAAGCUUGCUGCUGUGAGGAUCAGUAGAAUUACUGGUGAUGCUCGGCGUGUGCUUGAUGUCUGCAGACGUGUCGUGGAGAAUGUCAGCGCGACCAAAACAGCCGGUGGUCCCAAGGACGUUUUAAAGGUCCUUUUGCAUGAAAGAAUCAUGCUCGCGUCCUUGAUCAAAUGCGUCAAGCGGGAAGGAGUCGAGGAGAUUAAAUGGGGUGAUGUGCAAUACCAACACAUCAAUUACCUUGGAGCCCUAGCUGGAGUCGGUGAAUCGAGUCGUAAACCAACGUCGGCUGAACUAGCGAUAGUCUUGGACUCGUUGGUUGCCUCGCGCGCAAUUCUUCUGGAAGAUGGUGCCGCUGUGGCCCGGAAACCAGAGGAGGAAAGACGAGUGCUCUUGAACAUCGAGCAGAUUGAGGUGGAGAGGGUGUUGAGCGAUAUCGGUGGGCCUGCUUGGAAGAAUGUGCUCAGUGCGUGA
Messenger RNA from Coprinopsis cinerea okayama7#130, 2559 nucleotides. Its product is annotated as replication control protein 1. Gene Ontology annotation, biological process: mitotic DNA replication checkpoint signaling; DNA replication initiation. Gene Ontology annotation, molecular function: ATP binding; chromatin binding; ATP hydrolysis activity. The record is from RefSeq and is a predicted model, not a curated record. The coding region runs from base 1 to 2559 and encodes 852 amino acids. Lineage: Eukaryota; Fungi; Basidiomycota; Agaricomycetes; Agaricales; Psathyrellaceae. Gene Ontology annotation, cellular component: nuclear origin of replication recognition complex. The transcript has 8 exons.